Molecule: messenger RNA, 1407 nt
Organism: Exophiala dermatitidis NIH/UT8656
Lineage: Eukaryota; Fungi; Ascomycota; Eurotiomycetes; Chaetothyriales; Herpotrichiellaceae
Exons: 2
Coding region: 1-1407 (468 amino acids)
Source: RefSeq, a predicted model, not a curated record
AUGGAACGCGUCGGUGAUCCCAAUGACAACGAUAAUGGCAAUCCGCCCGAAGUUGCACCCCAGGAAGUACAUGUGUCAGCGACUUCGAGGGAGCCCCCAAAAAACACUGAGGGCGAGCCGGGCCGUGUUCUGCAGAGGAAGUCUAUCAUUAUCAAGCGUCAGGAAGAAGCAGAGCCGAGGGCCACUGAGGCGCAAAAUCAGUUGGCAAGACUCGUGGCCGAGAAGAAUACAGAAAUUGCGACGCUCCUCACUAGACUAGAGCGGGCCGAAAGUGCAGCUCGUGCAGCAACCACGAAGCUCCAAGUGGCUGAAUCAAGGGCGCACAAUGCAGAAAAGAGGUCCUCAUACCUACAAGCCAGAUUGCAAAAGGAAGGGCAAGAGGCCCGAUCCGAAUUCGAGGCUCUGGAAACCAAGAUACGCUCUCUCACCCGUGACCUUGAGGGAAGCGAGACAACUGUCCGUCACCUCAUUGAUCAGCUAACCCAGGAUAAAGUGGAUGGAAGAUGGAACCCAUCUGCCGACCAGGACAUUCGGGAUUCCCUGAGCGCACUGGACGCGAAGGUCAAGAGCUGGGCCAAGGAAUGGGCCAACACCACUUUUCGAAUCGAUGCCCUAGAUCCAGCGGCAGCACGGAAAUUGAUAAAGAAUAUCGCACAGUUUGUGCAGUUGCUGCCAGAUGGCUCUCUGCCUUCUGCUAUCGGAAGACCUUCUGCAAGAUUGAAAGAAAAGUUACCUGUAAUCCUAUUGUCUGCCACUGUUGCAAGGGAGAUUCAGAUGAUGUUCUUCAAAGAUCCUUUCUUCUGUUCCGCAUCGCGAUCGGAAGCGUUGCAAGCCGUACUCCAGACCAUGGCGAUAGCAAAUCCCCGCGAAGCUCACCUUUGGAGAUGCACUUUUUGGCGUCUUCUCCAUCCACCACAAACUGCUCAUUCCACUGAAGCUGAACGCUCAGUCUGGGCAAAAACGAACAAAGAAGUCCAGGCGUAUUGUGAGGAAGUGGACAACGACUAUUGCAAAGAAGGCGAAUUGUUUCCCUUGCUGGCGCCUGUACAAUCUGACCGGGAGCGGCAAAACCGUUCAGCUGGGUUGCGGGCAAUUCUUAUGGAAGCAGCCUGGAUCGCACAGAGGCUCUGGUCACAGCCAACAUAUCUGCAAACAGUCGAUCUGCCAUGGUUUCAACGACAGGGCGUAACAUUUGACAUCUCGUCACCGUUGAUGCAAGCCCAUACCAUGAACAGAGUAGAUCACGACAACCCUGCGCACAACGGACGAAAAAUACUGAUGGUGACGAGGCCUGGCCUUUCGAUAUCCGAAGGAGACGAUGUCAAGGGCCUUGAUGGAGACCAAUACCGAGUCCUGGCGAAAGCUAUCGUCUGGCUUGAAGAAGGGCCACUCGGUUCGGAGCGGUAA